ACCACUGUUUACGACGGAGGCUACGCAAAGUACGUAGCGCGUCUUUGUUGUUGUUGUUGUCGAACGACUCCAUCGCCGCGGUGCCGAUUGCUCUCAGUCGUUUUCGAUUUUCCAUCCGUUGCGUUUUUUGCCACCGGCGACGCGCACCGUCCGCAUCGCAUCGUGACCAUUGUUUAUUCGUUUUUGAAAUUUAUUAUUUGUAUCGUUUCCGCCGUCCGCGCAAGACGACGGCCGCGAAUCGACAUUUGAGUAUAUUUUUGCACGUAAGUAGGCAUUCACGAAACUAGCGCGCGCUUGUCGACGGAGAAUCUAUUAUACUAUACGGGUGUAUAAAUAAUAUUGAUACGCCGUAGUAGUGCUAUAAUAUAAAAAUUAUUGACAUUAUCGUUAUUGUUUUUUUUAUUAAUUCGGCGUCACUAAACUCAUAACGCGAUAAUAAUAUUGUUGUAUUAUUUCCACAACACCGACCGAUCGCGUAUCGUGACGUCGUCGCUAUUGCUGUUUCGGCGAUUUUCUUUCGUCCGUCCCGCGUGCGACAGAAAAGCGGAAGAAAAAAACAUUGUUCGCUGCCCGUCAGUGCGGUACCGUGUAGUAAUAUCGUAUUAUUGUUAUUAUCGUCAUUAUCGUUGUUGUUUCAAUAACAGUGCGCUCGUCGUGCGUCGUCGUUCGGUCCAAUUCGAUCUUGUCGGCCGACUAGCACACACGCCAGGCCCGCAGCCCGUGCUGUGCGUGCGUGGCGGACUCGCCAUCCCGAACGCGACGAAGAACAUUUGCCGUCGACGUCAUUAUCAGAGACGAAGACGAAGAAGACGUACCCACGCGCCACAAUAUUCGUCGCCGAUAGGUUGACAUUGCUCAUUAAAUAUUAUUCAAUGCAAAUCAUAAAUAUGUACAAACCAAUUCGCCCAAGAAGAAACAGCUUACCAAGCAAUGUACAUAGAAGUAAAACAAAAAAUUUACCUAAAGCAGAGUUUAGUCCAGCUAAAAAUUCUAAAGUGAUUCAUGAAUCAAAAAAACCCAAAUCAAAAACGCCUAUUUGCGUUAAAAAGCUAAAUUAUAAUGAAUCACAUACAAAGAAUGUUAGGAAAUUUACGGAUCAUAGUUUGUCGGAUGGAGAUGAAAUUGUGGACAAUAAAGCAAAUUUUCAUAAAGUAGCUAAAAACAACCAAAUAAUAAAAGAUAAAAGACCUCAUUUGUUAUGCUCUCAGCCUAUUGACACUCCUACUAGACAUCUACAAGAAGUGCCAUUACAUCACACUCCUCCAUCGUAUGAAUCCCCACAAAAAUAUGGUCCUUACAAGAAAUUUAAAGAAGAUGAUAUAGAGCAAUUGGUUAUUGAAAAAUAUGCCUUGCUCAAACAACUUAUGAACAUCGAUGAACGAUGCAGCUCACCUAAUGGUGAUAACUUUUAUGCUGGUGCCAAAUUCAACAAUUGUCCAUCUCCUGGAGAUUUGCCAUUGCCACCCAUGCAAUGGCUUAACUCUUGUCAAGCACAAGCAAAAUCUAUGCGUCGAAAAUCACCUCUUAUCUUCAACAUAACUAUAUAAGAUAUUCUUCAGAAUAUGUUUUGACAAAUGUUUUUUUUUUUAUUAUUAUUAUUUGAUUUUACAUUAUAACGCUUAUUGUGAUUUUUUUCACUAUAGUAUAUUCCCCUCCACUUAAUUAUGUUACCCCCUCAUCCCCAUAUUCAUGAUGAAGUUGUCUUUUAAAUAUUUUCAACAUUUUAGUUCUAUUUUUUACAUUAUCAUAUGUUAAUAACUUUUAUUUUAUCUUAUCAGUCUCUUUUUCUUAACUAAAUUUUUUAAUCUUAAGUAUCAUAAUUAUUUAAAUGUAAAGUUGUUUUUUAAUUAUUUAAUUUUUUUUUUUAUUGUUUUUUGUGACAAAACUCAUCAUGGACUGAUUUUUGCAUCAGUAUCUAGUCACUUAUUUAGGUGAACUAAAAGUUUAUUGCAAUACAAAUACUAGUACAUAGAUAGUUAUGAAAGUUAUUAUUUUAAACUGCUAUAUAAUAUAAUUGAAUUGAAUUGCUGAUUGGUUGUAAUAUUUAUGAAAAUCAAAUCUACGUUUAAUAAGACAAUUUUUAUAUAUACCUCGUUGUAUUAUCAAUCAAUAUGUUAUUUCAUCAAACCCACCCCACCCAAUAUUUAAAUUAAAAAAAAAAAUUAUGUUAAGUAAAAAUAAUUCAUUUGUUAAUGUGAUAUUUGUGAUAAUAAUGAAAUCAGCGAUUCAAUUUUUAUUUUUGUCAGUAAUUGGUAAAAUUUGUAUUUGAAUUAAAAACUAUGAAAUUCAAAGAAAAUUAUAACAUAAAGUAUAUAUACAUCAGUUCAAUCAGAUGUAUAUGGAACUCUUCAUCGUUCCUUUAAAUGUUACCUUUUUAUUUAAUAUUUAUUCAUAUUUUAAUUUAACUACCAAUUUUAUAAAUAAUGAACACAAGCAUGUGAAAAAAAAAGUUAAAAUAAAUAUUACUUCAAAUACACUUUUUACCCUUCUCUGAUAUUAUUUAAGUGCAAUUGUGAUACAGAACAAUAUUAUUUUUUUUAAGGUUUACUUACCAUAAUUAUAUUACAUAUAGUGAGCCCUUAUGUGUGUUGUAUCUUGUGAAUGUUGUAACUUUUGGAAAGAUUAAACGAAUGUAUAAUGUUUAAAAGAUAGAUUGUUAAAAAAAAAUGCGAAAGAAUUUCAAUUGUAUGUCAACCUCUCUUAAGUAUAAUUAAUAAGUAUUGUAGUUCAAUAUCACAGAUUAUUAUAUACUAAUUGUUUAUCAAAAACUAUUCCACCGACUGUAUCAAGUAGAAUAGAUUCAGUGUAUUAAUGUGUUAUAGAGGUUGGUACGUAUUUCAUAUCUAAGAUCUUCAUACGAUCAAAAAUGUAAAUUGCUAUAAGUGAUAAUUUAAAAAAAAAAGAAUGUAAAACAGCAAUAUGCUGUUCAAUUGAUAACAAUUCAUGUGUAUUUAAUAUGUUGUCACUUAUGCAAUAUUAAUUUUUGGUAUAGAUUUUCGCUAUAAAUAAUAUUGACAUACAAAAUGUGUGAUUAAAAUAAUGGGCACAAACCAUAUCCCAUUAAACUCCUUAUGUUGAGCAUUAGGCAUUAAUCUGUUAAGUUAGAUCGGUAAUGAAUAAUUCUUCAAAUUAGUUUUAAGGAACACAGUAUGUGUCUGUUUUAGUGGCUAUCCUAUUAUUGUUGAUAUUAUACAUAUUAUAAGGAAUGUGGCCAUUGGUGUGAUAUUACUGUGUUAUUUUUUUAUGAUAAAUUAUUUUAUUAUUGUUUAAAAAUAUAUGUUAAGAAUAUUAAUGUUGAAUUGGAAUUAUUUUUUCUGUGAAACUGUUACAGUUAAAAAAAUUAAGUAUUCCAAUCCAUUAUGUGUAAGAUGAAUCACCAAUAUUCAAAUGUAUUUUUAUUUACUUAAAUUGUUUUACAAAUAUCUUUAAAAUUGUUAUUAAUGUUAAAACAUUUAGUAGUGUAUUCUUUUUCAAUUAGUGUAAUAAUUCAACUCAAUACUAAUUUUUUUUUUUUAUCAUUAACUUUAAGAAAAAAUGUAAAAACCAAAAAAAAAAAAAAAAAACAAAAAAAAAAAAAAAACAAAAAAAAAAUAGUAAUUAUAAUAAUGAAAUACAGCCAUUCCUAAGCUGUUAGUAUUCCUUAUACGAUCUCAUUCUUAUAACAAUACUACAAGUACACUAAAUAUAUUUAUUUAUUCCUUUCUUCAUCAGUUUUUCCAUCACAAUAAAACUAA
This is a messenger RNA of Aphis gossypii (cotton aphid), 3734 nucleotides long. RefSeq lists its product as uncharacterized. The record is from RefSeq and is a predicted model, not a curated record. The coding region runs from base 873 to 1547 and encodes 224 amino acids. Lineage: Eukaryota; Metazoa; Arthropoda; Insecta; Hemiptera; Aphididae. The transcript is spliced from 2 exons.